Bombyx mandarina (wild silkworm) is the source of this 1060-nucleotide messenger RNA. RefSeq lists its product as uncharacterized. NCBI's taxonomy places the organism in Eukaryota, Metazoa, Arthropoda, Insecta, Lepidoptera, Bombycidae. The record is from RefSeq and is a predicted model, not a curated record.
AUGAAAUUAAUAUAUUUACUAUUUGUUUCGUUAUUAAAGAUCAAAGCGACAGAGGAAAGAUUAAUUGAGAAAAAUUCGAAAGCAACUACGGAAACAAAAAUAUUCGGCGCACCUGUAGUAAGGCACACGAGAGACGUAUUCGAGGAAGACGCGUUAGCGGAGUUUUCUAAAGAGGAAAACGAACAAAUCGAUCAGUUAACCCAAUCAAAUGGGCUGAAAAUAAGGUCCUAUUACAAAUAUAAUCCGAUGAUCAUACCAGUACCAGUUCAACAGACACGACUUACAAGAGGAUCUAUUAGUAAUGUGACCACAACAAAAAAUAGUCUAAAUAAUAGUACAGAAAAAACGAAAGUAUUAAUUCAGAGACCGAUACCGAAAUUUGACGAAUUGGACGACGAAGAUGACUUUCAAAUGAACAUGGACAAAACUUCAAAUACAUUUAUAGACUCGAAUGAACAUGAAGAUGAAGAUUUCAAUCUCGACGACUAUGACUUUGAUGUGAACCAUGACGAAUUCAUAGGAAGCGGAAAGCCGCUUCAGCCAAGAACGAAAAACAAGGAUUUAGAACAUCAUCAUGUACAAACAGAUUCAACUGAAGGUAAACCACAAAAGGUAGCUUCUGAAAUUAAAGUUAAAAGUAAAAUAUUACCACCUAUAAAUGCUGUCUCUUCAAAUAAGAAACAAAGGCAUGUAACUUUUAAACACAAUAAAGAAAAUAAAGUUAAAUUUGAUGAAUAUUAUGAUGAUGAUGAUGAUGUGAAUCGUAAAGAGGUAAAGAAAUAUACGGAUGAGAUAGUUGAUGAGAAUUACGAAAGCGGUGAACCCGAACGUGGUAUGUCGAACAGAGAUGUUCGGUCACCAUGGAAGAUACACAAAUAUGUCGAUAAGCUAUCGGAGAAAUCACCGACAGCGACAGUUAUGUCUAAGACUUUAAGUAUAUUUCCAACAUUUCCUUAAUUAAUCUGAGAUUGUUAUCUCAGUCAAUGGAAUAAUUAUACAAUAAAAUAUUUAUGGUCCUCAAAUAUCAGUGUGGGUUAUUUUGUAAAAAUCUUGUUUUUUA